AUGUCUUCGAAAGUGGGCGUGGCUGCAAGUGCCACCGCUCAGUCUGCUGAGGUUAAAGUCUUCGAAUGCCUUUGCAGCGAGUACGAUUGCUCAGCUUCUUUUUCGGUGAUUUCCAAACGAACAAAUUUGUUCCCGUCUGAAUUUAAGGACGUAGAAGCUUGGUUUCGAAGCAAGAAAGGGAGCUUUCUGAUUACAGAAGAUGAUCACGGAAAGAUAACCCAAGUGAACGCUUUCUCUACAAAAGCACGUUUAUGUCUCAGUUACAAUAACUCUUAUUAUGGGGAGUGCAAUAGAGAGAACUGUUCGUACUUGCACGUCUGUAGAGAGUACAUAACCGAUUCCUGUAACAACGGAGCGACGUGCCCGCGGAAUCAUCACUUCCACGAUGAAAGAGAAAGAGCUCUGUUGUCGACGAUUAAGCUUGAUAAGUUGACAGAUGAGCAACUCAGGAAGCUAGUGCUUUCAUCUACUCCCCAAAUCUGUGUAGAGUACAACAACGGUUAG
Molecule: messenger RNA, 504 nt
Organism: Porites lobata
Lineage: Eukaryota; Metazoa; Cnidaria; Anthozoa; Scleractinia; Poritidae
Source: the annotation of a GenBank genome assembly